AUGUCUACUGCACAGUCUGACCUCGACCCGAUCGUCGAGGCAUUAAAGGAGUUCACAACGUGCGAUAUUUCCGAUGCGCUGAUCAAGCUCAAAUACCGCAACGGCGGCUUCCUGUCGGGUCUGACCAUGUGGUCGCCGCAGCGGCAGGACGGCGACACCAAGAUCGUCGGUCCUGCCUACACGGUCAAGUACGCUCUGCUGAGCGAUCCGGCACCCAAAGCCUCUGGCCAUUAUAUUGAUGCCGUACCUCGAAACUCGGUCAUUUUUGUCUCCACCCCUCCCAUCCCCAACGCCGUGUACGGCGGCCUCAUGUCGACGCGGGCCGCGCACCUCGGGGCUGCGGGCACCGUUGUCGACGGGCGCUUCCGCGACGUGGCCGAGCACCGGGCCCUCGACUAUCCCGUCUUUGCGCGGGAGACGGGCACGGCGCCGCCCGCCGAGCUGGUCAAGGUGGUCGGCGUCGACGUGCCCGUCGAGCUGCAGGCGCCCGGGAAUGCGCAGCCGGGCAUGCUGAUUCGGCCUGGUGAUUAUCUCAUGGGUGAUUUGAAUGGCGUCGUGGUGCUCCCGCGCGAGUUGGCGACCGAGGCCCUCGAGUUGAUGCGCAAGGGUGUCGCGGCGGAUGAGAAGAUGGCCGAGGCAAUCAAGAAUGGUAUGAGCUUUGUCGAGGCCAGCAAGAAGUUCAGGGGAUAG
Molecule: messenger RNA, 690 nt
Organism: Pestalotiopsis fici W106-1
Lineage: Eukaryota; Fungi; Ascomycota; Sordariomycetes; Amphisphaeriales; Sporocadaceae
Exons: 3
Coding region: 1-690 (229 amino acids)
Source: RefSeq, a predicted model, not a curated record